AUGGGUGUACUACUGCUACAGUUCAGACACACGUUCACAGACCACACCACCAACCACACGAACCCACACUUUACCACCACACACUCCCACAUCCCUUACCCCAACCACGACACCAAACCGAAACCACACCAACACCCACCACCAACAGCACCACAAGACCACACCGGACCACACCACAGACCAAACCGGACACCACCACACUACCAAACCCCCACACGACCACACCUGACCACCACCACACGACCACACCUGACCACCACCACCACCACACCGGACCACCACCACACACCACCACCGCAAACCCCCCACACACGACCACCCCCACACCGGACCAAACCACACACGACCACCACCACACCACACCGGACCACCACCACACACCACACUGGACCACCACCACACUACCACGACCACACCGGACACACCACACGAACUACCACACCACCAAACCGACCACGACCACACCGACCACACCACCACCACACCACCACACCGGACCACCACCACACCGUGACCACCACCACACGACCACCACCACACACCACACCUGACCACACCACCACACACCUGACCACCACCACACAGCAAACCGACCACCACCACACGACCACCACACACCACACCGGACACCACCACACGACCACCACCACACUACCACACCGGACACACCACAACCGGACCACCACCACACGUACCACCACCACAGACCACACCGACCACCACACCACCACACCGGACCACCACCCCACUAGCACACCUGACACCACCACACACCACCACCACACGACCACACCGGACCACCCACCACCACACCUUACCACCACCACACUACCACACACACACCACAACCUACCACCACCACACACCACUACCACACACCAACCGACAAACCACACACCAACCACACCUUACCACCACACACACACCACCACACUACACACAGGUACCACCACCACCACCAACACCGACCACACCACACUACCACCACCACACUACCACACCUUACCACCACCACACUACCACUACCACACUACCACACCUUACCACCACCACACACCACCACCACACUACCACACCUUACCACCACCACACUACCACACCUUACCACCACCACACUACCACACAUUACCACCACCACACUACCACACCUUACCUACACCACACUACCACACCUUACCACCACCACACUACCACUACCACACCUUACCACCACCACACUACCACACCUUACCACUACCACACCUUACCACUACCACACCUUACCACCACCACUACCACACUACCACACCUUACCACCACCAUAUGUAAAUAUAACUAGGAAUAAAGUGACAGAUAGUAAACAGCAGCAGCGUAUGUGAUGACUCAAAAAAGGUUUGUGCAAAAAGGGUCAAUGCAGAUAGUCUGGGUAGCUAUUUGGUUAACUAUUUAACUAACUAUUUAGCAGUGUUAUGGCUUGGGGGUAGAAGCUGUACAGGGUCCUGUUGGUUCCAGCCUCAGUACUGCUUGCCGUGCAGUAGCAGAGAGAACAGUCUAUGACUUGGGUGAUAAUGCAGUAGCAUCAAGAGAACAGUCUAUGACUAGGGUGAUAAUGCAGUAGCAGAGAGAACAUUCUGUGACUAGGGUGAUAAUGCAGUAGCAGAGAGAACAGUCUAUGACCAGGGUGAUAAUGCAGUAGCAGAGAGAACAGUCUGACCUGGGUGAUAAUGCAGUAGCAGAGAGAACAGUCUAUGACUAGGGUGAUAAUGCAGUAGCAGAGAGAACAGUCUGACCUGGGUGAUAAUGCAGUAGUAGAGAGAACAGUCUGUGACUAGGGUGAUAAUGCAGUAGCAGAGAGAACAGUCUAUGACUAGGGUGAUAAUGCAGUAGCAGAGAGAACAGUCUAUGACUAGGGUGAUAAUGCAGUAGCAGAGAGAACAGUCUGACCUGGGUGAUAAUGCUGUAGCAGAGAGAACAGUCUAUGACUAGGGUGAUAAUGCAGUAGCAGAGAGAACAGUCUGACCUGGGUGAUAAUGCAGUAGUAGAGAGAACAGUCUAUGACUAGGGUGAUAAUGCAGUAGCAGAGAGAACAGUCUAUGACUAGGGUGAUAAUGCAGUAGCAGAGAGAACAGUCUGACCUGGGUGAUAAUGCAGUAGCAGAGAGAACAGUCUAUGACUAGGGUGAUAAUGCAGUAGCAGAGAGAACAGUCUGACCUGGGUGAUAAUGCAGUAGCAGAAAGAACAGUCUAUGACUAGGGUGAUAAUGCAUACAUGCUAGAAUUUAAUUAGGACAAAGAACGCUGUAUGCUUUAUAUGGUGCUAACUUACAAUGGCAGUCAUGCACUUUCUGACUUUGUGUGUGUGUGUGUGUCUGUGUGUGCACAAGUGAAUGUGUACACGUGUGUUUGAGCUUUUGACUACACCCCCCCCCCCCCCCCCCCCACCCCCUCACUUCCUCUCUCCACCCCCACUUGCAAGUCAGGGAGGCCUCACUGCACUGCACUGCACUGUCCCUCCUUACUUCCCAGCACCAGUCAUCUACCCUUGGCUGUGACCCAAAUGUCACCCUAUUCCAAUAUAAAGUGCACUACUUUUGACCAGGGCCCAUAGUGCUCUAGUCUGGUUAAAGGUAGUGAACUAUAUAGGGAAUAGGGUGACAUUUGGGACGCAGUCUAUAUGUUUAGCUUUUUAUAAUCAUUAUUAUUAUCAAUAUUAUGAUAUUAUUAUUGCUAUUAUUAUGACUAUUGUUAUUUUCUUAAUUAGAGUUUAAAUUAACUUAUAUUUUUUAUACAAAGAAAAAAGAUGUUGGCUUUUUUGUAUUGUACAAAGUGAACAUGAAGAGAAACAGAAUGUUCUCAAGGUGUUAUAACUGUUAUAUGAAUGGUAACAAGACAUCUUAUAAUAACUGUUAUAUGAAUGGUAACAAGACAUCUUAUAAUAACUGUUAUAUGAAUGGUAACAAGACAUCUUAUAAUAACUGUUAUAUGAAUGGUAACAAGACAUCUUAUAAUAACUGUUAUAUGAAUGGUAACAAGACAUCUUAUAAUAACUGUUAUAUGAAUGGUAACAAGACAUCAUAUAAUAACUGUUAUAUGAAUGGUAACAAGACAUCUUAUAAUAACUGUUAUAUGAAUGGUAACAAGACAUCUUAUAAUAACUGUUAUAUGAAUGGUAACAAGACAUCUUACAAUAACUGUUAUAUGAAUGGUAACAAGACAUCUUAUAAUAACUGUUAUAUGAAUGGUAACAAGACAUCUUACAAUAACUGUUAUAUGAAUGGUAACAAGACAUCUUAUAAUAACUGUUAUAUGAAUGGUAACAAGACAUCUUAUAAUAACUGUUAUAAGAAUUGUCUAGAUGUGUUAUAACCGUUAUAAGAAUUGUCUAGAUGUGUUAUAACUGUUAUAAGAAUUGUCUAGAUGUGUUAUAACCGUUAUAAGAAUUGUCUAGAUGUGUUCUAACCGUUAUAAGAAUUGUCUAGAUGUGUUAUAACUGUUAUAAGAAUGGCCUAGAUGUGUUAUAACUGAGGAAUGUCUCAACUGUAAAUGUAAGAGAGCAGGAAUGAUGAUGCGUUUUUAUUUUUUAAAAUCCUGAAAACACCAAUGUGUGAGCCAAUGUUCAUUCCUGUGUGAGCUUUCAUGACUGUUUCAUAGUGCUUCAACACUGUAUAUCUGUUUUAGCUACUAAAAGCCUAGAAUGAGGCUGAUUUUAAAGCCGAAUAGGAAUACAAAUGCCUUUCUGAGGACAAUAAAGAGCAUGGCUGGUCAUGGGCGGGUCAUGGGCGGGUGGGCAAAAAAGCUGUCACACGGCGCGCAACCACUGGAGGGACGCCGGCCUCCCGAUUGCUCAUUGCGAACUGGGAUAAAGUAUCCUUCUAUCAUUGCUUAUCGUGGUGAAGCUCCUUUUAGGUCCGGGAAUAUUUUAAUGUUGCCAGCAAGGAAUACAGAAAGAUAUCAUAAGCUCCAUUUCAAUUAUUUGACUUCUUCUCGAUGAUAAAAUAGCAAUAAGGCCAGAGGAGGUGUGGUAUAUGGCCAAUAUACCACGGCUAAUGGCUGUUCUUAAGCACGACGCGGAGUGCCUGGAUACAGCCCUUAGCCGUGGUAUAUUGGCAAUAUACCACAAACACCCGAGUUGCCUUAUUGCUAUUAUAAACUGGUUACCAACGUAAUUAGAGCAGUAAAAAUACAUGUUUUGUCAUACCUGUGGUAUAUGGUCUGAAAUACCAAGGCUGACAGCCAAUCAGCAUUCAGGGCUCGACCCACCCAGUUUAUAAUUCCCUUUAGUUACCACACCUGGUACAGGGAUGGCUAACUCAGGAAAUUCCUUUGGUCUCUACUGAGUUAGGUAAAUCAGUUUUUUUGCACCUUAUUUGUGGAGCAAUCUUCAAAAUGUUCUGAAAUUUGAUGUUUUGGUGCCUCUAGGCCAAUUCAGAACGCUGAUUGAGGACCUUUUUACUGAUACAUUUUUCUUCCUGCUUGCAUUUUGUAUUUUUAUUUUGAUGUGUGUAUUUUUAUUUAUUUAUGUAAUUCAUGGCCCAUCUGUAAAAGAGACCUUGGUCUCAGUAUGACUCCCUGAUAAAAUAAAGGUUAAAAAAAUUUAACUUUCGCCACUGUGUUGACGCGCGGUAUCCCCUGACAACCGUCUGGGGAAAACAGGAAUAUUUUCUCUGAACUUUUCUCAUCGCCUCAAACGCGGGUGAGUAGAUUAUGCUUCGGCAAUAUGAUGUUGGUGUAGUUAUUUCCAGCGAAUUACAGGGUUUAUAUCGUCUCAAGAAACGUUUUGCUAUAGUAGCUAGUUUACUUAUUUGCGUGCGUGCGUUGCGCCGAUCGCACUGCACCCACAUGGUCAGAAUGUCUUAUGUAAACUCAUUAAUUCAACUCAUGAAGGUCAAUGAAUAGAAUAUGUGAAAUUUGAGUAGGCAAUACUACAUUUAACAUGUUAGUCAUUUAGCAGAAAGAGCGACUUGCAGUUAGUGCAUUCAUCUUAAAGAGGCGUUAUAUUUAGCCUACAAUGACCAAAAAAGGACACAUCUUUCCAAUACCACAUUCAAGUUCCUCCUCUCAGCCAGCCAUGUCUACCAAGGCUUCCACCCCUAACAAGCCUCGGAGGCUGAGGGUCUCUGACGUGCGUCGGGAGCUCCAGAGCCUGCUCCUGGGGGCAGAGAUGGCCCACAAGGCUGACAUCCACACAUACAGCUGUGGCCACUUGAGCCCCUACGCCCUGAGCCAGCCCCAGCCCCACCGGAGGAGGACAGAGGAACCAAUCUGGCAGACGUCUGAGGUCCUGCCCCCACUGUUUUCUUUCUCUAUGUUCAGUACCAUUUUGCAGAAAAAUGCAUUGAAAGUAUAGAGAGCGUUAAACCACUUAUUGUUUUUACCACUACAUCACUGCUUACAACGACACAACAACAACAACGCACACCUGAUUACCUUGUUAAUAAACACAAUAAUAAAACCUGUGGAAUUUUAACAAUAUUAUAUGACUAUUAAAACAGAGAUUGAGAAAUGUUCUUUAUAGAACCAUUCUCCAUAAAAGUUCUAUACUGAACCAUAAAAAAGGUUCUAUGUAGGGUUUUUUAUAGCACCAUACAUGUUCCAUUUAGAACCUUAUGAGCAUGGUUCUUUAUAGAACCUUCAAAAAAAGGUUACAUGUAGCACCAAAAAGCCAAAUAACCAUUAUUUGGCACAAUAUAGAACCAUUUGUUUUUAGUGUGUGUGUUUAGUGUGUAAUGUGCAGUGUUUAUUUCACAUACAACAACAACAACAAAGCCUAACGUCAACAUAUUCAUUGUCUCUAGGUCCAGGAAAGGGAAAAGGAUGAGGAGGAAGGACUGAGUCCCAGUCCUCUUACGCAACACCUCCAGAGACAAACCAAGAUGGCCGCCAACAUCGAGAAGAUGAAGGAAGCCAUGUUUGAUUUCACUGUCGCCAAGGGGCUAAAACCUAAGGUCUUGAAGCCUGAGCAGCAUGAGAGCAGUACUGGCACACAGAGGGGAACGAAGGGAGAGGAAGGAGAAGAAAGAGAGAGGAGGAAAACAAGAUCCAAGAUGGUUCUGGACACCUCUGAGCUCUUCCUGGUCAAACCCAGCGUAGCAUCACAGACCAAACCUCCUGGAGGUGUUGAGGAGGGGAACCAAGACAGGUAAUAAUGAUAACACUGUAGCAUCACAGACCAAACCUCCUGGAGGUGUUGAGGAGGGGAACCAGGACAGGUAAGUAUUAAGAUUAACAUUUGUCUGGAUUAAAUCCAUAUCGCCGAAGUAUCACUGAAGAUCUGCAUAAAAAUAGUAAGGUAAUUUCCGAUUGAGCUGACAUAUGCAGCGUUUACCGUGAAUGCAGUCUCUGUGACCGAGGGAACAUUGCCUUUAAUUGUCAAUCAUGCUAUGAAGCGGCUCUUCAGCGCUACGGAUUGAUUAGAGACCUUUAUUGUCUUGGACACACAGUACUGCUAAUAAUUAAUUAAUAAUUAUUAUUUAUAUAGCACCUCUCCAUGUACAGUAAGUGCUUUAAAAAUACAAAGGGGGGAAACUUCCCUCUUCCACCACCAAUGUGUAGCACCCACAGUACUGCUGUAUAAAAAAAUAAACACUGCACCUUACACACUCAACACACACACUAAAAACAAAUGGUUCUAUAUUGUGCCAAAUAAUGGUUAUUUGGCUUUUUGGUGCUACAUGUAACCUUUUUUUGAAGGUUCUAUAAAGAACCAUGCUCGUAAGGUUCUAAAUGGAACAUGUAUGGUGCUAUAAAAAACCCUACAUAGAACCUUUUUUAUGGUUCAGUAUAGAACUUUUAUGGAGAAUGGUUCUAUAAAGAACAUUUCUCAAUCUUUAAUAGCCAUAUUAUAUAGUUAAAAUUCCACAGGUUUUAUUAUUGUGUUUAUUAACUAGUUGAAUCAGGUGUUCUAGUUCUGGAAUGGCCGGGGGUUCCUGAGGAGAGAAUUCAGAACUACUGACUUAGUCAACCAUUCUCAGUUGACACAAGGCCAUACAUGAGCAUUUUACAAGACACCACCACUAGCCAUAGUCAUAUAUUAUAUGUAAUAGCAUAACACAACAGAUUAGAUCAACUGGAAUGACACUCUCACUCACGGUUGCACAAAAAGAGCUGUGAGUAAGCCACGCCCCUAAAUAUUCUAGCGCAAGCAUCAUGUUCUACCAACUGAGCCACCCGGGACUGAUCACUAAAAUUAUCACUUAAAGAAAAAAUAACCAUUUUUUAAACUGCAAAUAACCAUUGAAGUGCUCAAAGGGUUCUUUGGAUCAGUAUGGUUCCACAUAGAACCCUUCCCAAACAACCAAUGGAUGUUGCCCAUGUCUUACUAAUAUAAUAUAGUAUAUUCCAUUUAGCAGACACUUUUAUCUAAAGCGACUUACAGUCAGUCAUGCAUGCAUUUUACGUAUGGGUGGCCCCAGCAGGAAUUUAACCCUUGACCUUUGGCGUUGCAAGCGCUAUGCUCUACCGACUGAGCCACACAGGACUCUCUAACACAUCAUAGGAGCCUCUAACACAUCAUAGGAGCCUCUAACACAUCAUAGGAGCCUCUAACACACCAUAGGAGCCUCUAACACAUCAUAGGAGCCUCUUACACAUCAUAGGAGCCUCUAACACAUCAUAGGAGCCUCUAACACAUCAUAGGAGCCUCUAACACAUCAUAGGAGCCUCUAACACAUCAUAGGAGCCUCUAACACAUCAUAUGAGCCUCUUACACAUCAUAGGAGCCUCUAACACAUCAUAGGAGCCUCUAACACAUCAUAGGAGCCUCUAGCACAUCAUAGGAGCCUCUAACACAUCAUAGGAGCCUCUUACACAUCAUAGGAGCCUCUAACACAUCAUAGGAGCCUCUAACACAUCAUAGGAGCCUCUAACACAUCAUAGGAGCCUCUAACACAUCAUAGGAGCCUCUAACACACCAUAGGAGCCUCUAACACAUCAUAGGAGCCUCUAACACAUCAUAGGAGCCUCUAACACAUCAUAGGAGCCUCUAACACAUCACAGGAGCCUCUAACACACCAUAGGAGCCUCUUACACAUCAUACUUUGGUCCAUGAUAUACAGGUACUGGUUCACUCAGUCUCACCUGGUCCAUCUACAGGUACUGGUUCACUCAGUCUCACCUGGUGCAUCUACAGGUACUGGUUCACUCAGUCUCACCUGGUGCAUCUACAGGUACUGGUUCACUCAGUCUCACCUGGUCCAUCUACAGGUACUGGUUCACUCAGUCUCACCUGGUCCAUCUACAGGUACUGGUUCACUCAGUCUCACCUGGUGCAUCUACAGGUACUGGUUCACUCAGUCUCACCUGGUCCAUCUACAGGUACUGGUUCACUCAGUCUCACCUGGGGGGCCUGACCAAGAAGGACCAGAUGAGGAUGAUGAAACACUUUGACAGACAGGUGUUGGGGAAGCAGGACCUCAGGGACAGGAAGUGGAUCAGUGGGAACAAGGCUGCUGAGGUCUACGAGUGGAAGCUAGAGAAGGUGGGGAAGACUAACGUGUUUCUUUGGUUGUUCAAAUUUGACCCGGUACAGUAUAAACAUCACGUAAUAUCAUAACAUUCUAAUUACAACGUAAUAACCUAUGGGUUACUUCUACGUUGCUCUGGAAUUAAUGAUUUGAAACAAGUGGUACGUAGCCUGCAUAAUUAAUAAUAGGCCUACGAGUGGUAAUAGUAUGCUGUAGAUUAUAGGGCCGUGUUCUUCAGUCCUCUACAGGUGUUGAGUUCGGCCGUGUUCUUCAGUCCUCUAGGGGUGUUGAGUUCAGCAGUGUUCUACAGUCCUCUAGAGGUGUUAUGAGUUCAGCAGUGUUCUUCAGUCCUCUAGAGGUGUUGAGUUCAGCAGUGUUCUUCAGUCCUCUAGAGGUGUUAUGAGUUCAGCAGUGUUCUUCAGUCCUCUAGAGGUGUUAUGAGUUCAGCAGUGUUCUUCAGUCCUCUAGAGGUGUUGAGGUCAGCAGUGUUCUUCAGUCCUCUAGAGGUGUUGAGUUCAGCAGUGUUCUACAGUCCUCUAGAGGUGUUAUGAGUUCAGCAGUGUUCUACAGUCCUCUAGAGGUGUUAUGAGUUCAGCAGUGUUCUUCAGUCCUCUAGAGGUGUUAUGAGUUCAGCAGUGUUCUUCAGUCCUCUAGAGGUGUUGAGUUCAGCAGUGUUCUUCAGUCCUCUAGAGGUGUUAUGAGUUCAGCAGUGUUCUACAGUCCUCUAGAGGUGUUAUGAGUUCAGCAGUGUUCUACAGUCCUCUAGAGGUGUUAUGAGUUCAGCAGUGUUCUUCAGUCCUCUAGAGGUGUUGAGUUCAGCAGUGUUCUUCAGUCCUCUAGAGGUGUUAUGAGUUCAGCAGUGUUCUACAGUCCUCUAGAGGUGUUAUGAGUUCAGCAGUGUUCUACAGUCCUCUAGAGGUGUUAUGAGUUCAGCAGUGUUCUUCAGUCCUCUAGAGGUGUUGAGUUCAGCAGUGUUCUUCAGUCCUCUAGAGGUGUUGUGAGUUCAGCAGUGUUCUACAGUCCUCUAGAGGUGUUAUGAGUUCAGCAUAACACUCCAGAUAACGUUUCUCCCCAGCCUCCACUUCACUUCACACAGUUGCAGCUGUGACUGAGUUAUUACCGUACCAUAUGAUGUGUGCCUCCUUCCCCAGGAGCUGAGGAGGCUGUCGGACCAGAGCCGUCCCAGUAGAGACCGUCUGGGGGUGUUCAGUGACGUCUUCAACGACGUCUGUGAAGGCUCGCCAGUAUUCAGAGACAUCCUCAGGGAAAUCAAGGUUUUUCCAUUUCCUCUCCUCUCCCUUACCUCUCUCCCUCCACGGCUCCACUCAGCAGAAGCACAUGGUGAGCAUGUGGGAUGGGAUGAAUUAGAGGAUAGGGACUGGGAGCCUGAGAGACUGACAGUCUCCUGAAUUAGAGGAUAGGGACUGGGAGCCUGAGAGACUGACAGUCUCCUGAAUUAGAGGAUAGGGACUGGGAGCCUGAGAGACUGACAGUCUCCUGAAUUAGAGGAUAGGGACUGGGAGCCUGAGAGACUGACAGUCUCCUGAAUUAGAGGAUAGGGACUGGGAGCCUGAGAGACUGACAGUCUCCUGAAUUAGAGGAUAGGGACUGGGAGCCUGAGAGACUGAUGGUCCCCUGAAUUACAGGAUAGUUUCCCUCUUACUAUGUAAAGCUCUUUGAGUAUCUCAAUUGGUAGAAAGGCGCUAUAAAAUCCAAUCUAUUAUUAUUAUUAUUAUUAUUAUUAUUAUUCAAUCUGUGUUUCUCCCUUCUGCUUUCCAGACAGACUAUGAUCUGUACCUCAACUCUAUUCUGGACUCCCAGACGUCUCUUGAGGACUUGGUAAACAUUACAAACACAUUCAGAUUUUUUUCAAGUUAAUUCGUAGCCUAAUUAUAUGGAAAUCUUACUCAAUGAUUGUCUUCUCACUGCAUAUUAAGGUCUGUACUGACACUUGGUGAGCUUUUGAUUGACUACUGUAACCCCUAUUAAAGUCCUCUAUAUCCUCAAAAUCCAAUCUGGACCUGGAAGCCAGUUCCACUGCUUUUUGUCAUUCCUCCCCUCUUAUCAGGGAUUGAUUUAGACCUGGGACACCAGGUGGGUACGGUUAAUUAUCAGGUGGAACAGGAAACCAGCAGUACUCCGGACCUGGUAGGGUCAGAGUUGAAUACCCCUUCUCUAUCCUGUACUGAUCUUCAUUGGCAGUGUUUUAUCCCUCCUCCUCUCUGUGUUGUGGUCAGUCUGUUCUGGCUCCGCUGGGUGAUCUGGCCAUCGUAGGGGCAGAGGAUCUGGAGGAGGCUGGGAACGAGGUGUCCAGGCUGGGGGAGGAGGCACAGAGGGUCCUGGAGGAGAAUGACCGGUAUGGAUGAGUCUCUGAGGGAAUGGAUAUAUACAGUACCAGUCCAAAGUUUGGACACACCUACUCAUUCAAGGGUUUUUCUUUAUUUUUUAAAAUUUUCUACAUUGUAGAAUAAUAUUGAAGACAUCAAAACAAUGAAAUAACAUAUAUGGAAUCAUGUAGUAACCAAAAAAGUGUUAAACAAAUCAAAAUAUGUAUUAGAUUUUAGAUUCUUCAAAGUUGCCACCCUUUGCAUUGAUGACAGCUUUGCACACUCUUGGCAUUCUCUCAACCAGCUUCAUGAGGUUGUCACCUGGAAUGCUUUUCCAGUAUUGAAGGAGUUCCCACAUAUGCUGAGCACUUGUUGGCUGCUUUUCUGUCACUCUGCGGUUCAACUCAUCCUAAACCAUCUCAAUUGGGUUGAGGUCGGGUGAUUGUGAGGCCAGGUCAUCUGAUGCAGCACUCCAUCACUCUCCUUCUUGGUCAAAUAGCCCUUACACAGCCUGGAGGUGUGUUUUGGGUCAUUGUCCUGUUGAAAAACAAAUGAUAGUCCCACUAAGCGCAAACCAGAUGGGAUGGCGUAUCGCUGCAGAAUGCUGUGGUAGCCAUGCUGGUUAAGUGUGCCUUGAAUUCUAAAUAAAUCACAGACAGUAUAACUAGCAAAGCAGCCCCACACCAUCACACCUCCUCCUCCAUGCUUCACGGUUGGAUCCACACAUUCGGAGAUCAUCUGUUCACCUACUCUGCGUCUCACAACGACACAGCGUUUGACAACCAAAAAUCUCAAAUUUGGACAGAUUUCCACCGGUCUAAUGUCCAUUGCUCGUGUUUCUUGGCCCAAGCAAGUCUCUUCUUCUUAUUGGUGUCCUUUAGUAGUGGUUUCUUUGCAGCAAUUAGACUAUGAAGGCCUGAUUCACGCAGUCUCCUCUGAACAGCUGAUGUUGAGAUGUGUCUGUUACUUGAACUCUGUGAAGCAUUUAUUUGGGCUGCAAUCUGAGGUGCAGUUAAUUGCUAAUUUCUGAGGCUGGUAACUCUAAUGAACUUAUCCUCUGCAGCAGAGGUAACUCUGGGUCUUCCUUUCCUGUGGGGGUCCUCAUGAGAGCCAGUUUCAUCAUAGCGCUUGAAUGGUUUUUGCGACUGCACUUGAAGAAACUUUCAAAAUUCUUGACAUUUUGUCUUCAAUUAAUGAUGGACUGUUGUUUCUCUUUGCUAAUUUGAGCUGUUCUUGCCAUAAUAUGGACUUGGUAUUUUACCAAAUAGGGCUAUUUUCUGUAUACCCCCCUACCUUGUCACAACACAACUGAUAGGCUCAAACGCAUUGAGAAAAUAAAUUCCACACAUUAACUUUUAAGAAAGCUGUUAAGAUAAUUUAUUAACUAACUAUUUCAGUGUCUCUGUGCGUUUCCCAAAGUUUGUAAGACUUUGGUUCAAGAAACGGACAGAGCCUCAGUGCAAUAGCCAGGUCUUUAUUCAGAGAAUCACAUUUUCAGAGUCCAUCUUUUAUACACACACGUCAUACAAAAAUCCCACCCCGCUUUAGGCUGUAUUUUUCCACUGUACAUGGGUUUAGCUGAUGUUUUCCUCUGAUGUUUUCCUCUGCUCUCCUGACCAUCAGGUCUCACACGCACACGCACACGCACACACAUACACACACACACACACACACACAUACAUACAUACAUACACACACACACACACACACACACACACAUACACACACACACAUACACAUACACACACACACAUACACAUACACAUACACACACACACACACAUACACACACACACACACACACACACAUACACAUGUUCUUAUCAUAGUCUACUCCUUGCUCGGGCAGGCUGCAUUCCUCAGUUAUCGCCGUUCUCACAAUAUUCUGACUGCCUCAUUGUACUUCUAACUAAGCUAGACAUGUUAUCAGUUUAUAGUCUUAUGAUUCUAACACUUUUCACACAGUUUCAGGGUGUAAUAAUUAGUCACUACUAAGAAAGUACUAAUCAUACUUAAAACAAGAACAUUUCACAACUCUAUUUAAGGGUGGAACAUUUAGUCAUUACUUUUAACCUGUAUAUAUUUUAAUUUCUAUAUCAAAAGCACACCUGUUAAUUUAAAUGCAUUCCAGGUGACAAAGGGUGGCUACUUUGGAGAAUCUAAAAUAUUAAAUAUAUUUUGAUUUGUUUAACACUUUUUUGGUUACUACAUGAUUCUAUAUGUGUUAUUUCAUAGUUUUGAUGUCUUCACUAUUAUUCUACAAUGUAGAAAAUAGUACAAAUAAAGAAAAUCCCUUGAAUGAGUUGGUGUGUUCAAACAUUUGACUGGUACAUCGGACUAGGGGCUAGAUUCAAUCAGUAGCGCAGAAGAUCUUCAUUAUAGCACAAUUUAAAUUGAAAGGGUAGGUAGCAUAAAUGUAACCACAUGUAACAUAUGGAUUUGCAUUAGUAUACACGCCAAAAGUCCCAAUGCAGAGUUACACCUCACUUAUCUAUUUUUCGAGUUAUUACAUAAAACCGAUCAGAAUGCCAAAGUCAUGCCGGAAAAUGUUUUUGUGGGGUGUGGUGUAAGAUGGAGGACCUGCAAAGUCAGCCUAUUCCCUAUAAUAUAAACUCCAACAGAAAUAACUUCAAAUGUAUAACUUCAAAUUAAACCAAAUAGUUUACUCUCAUGACUACUGGUUUCAAUAAAAUGUUCAGCCAAAUUACAAGCAAAUACUUUACGAAUGUAUUGUUGCUAAUCAGCGUGCCAGGUUGCUAGCCCACUAGCCUGCUAACGUUAUCCCUACCAGCCUGCUAACAUUAUUUUAGCUCUGCAUGAGUCAGCCAGUUGCUAUCAACACCUAGCUUACAGCUACAUUCAAGUAAACCAAUGUUUUGGAAAUACAUAACACCAUCUAAACAGUUAUCAAAUAAUGUUACAGUUAUAUGCAGUUAUCUUACCCAGCCAGCUAAAGUUAGUAAUUUUAGCCUACUAGCCCAGCUAGCCAACCUCUACGGUCGACAUAGCUAAGUAGUAAGCCAGAUAACAACACCUACUAGUCUAGAACAGGCAGGAACACACAGAACACAACAACAACAAAAAGCCAGCAGAUAUAAAGUAGCGAGAGCGGAGACUUACCGAUUGACGGCUGAGUUAGCUACCAGAGAAGAGCCUAGGCGAUUGACGGCUGAGUUAGCUACCAGAGAAGAGCCUAGGCGAUUGACGGCUGAGUUAGCUACCAGAGAAGAGCCUAGGCGAUUGACGGCUGAGUUAGCUACCAGAGAAGAGCCUAGGCGAUUGACGGCUGAGUUAGCUACCAGAGAAGAGCCUAGGCGAUUGACGGCUGAGUUAGCUACCAGAGAAGAGCCAAGGAGAGAGACGCUUCAGAGAGAGCGGCCGUUUCACCGGCCGAGGGAGAGUCAGCUAAUCCAAUAGCAAUAUAGUGAGGUAAAUCCACCGUAGAUUCGACAGGCAAUAACCCAGAGGCAGCAUUGGGCACAGGAGACGAGGAGAAGAGUCAACAAUAAGACAGAGGGGGUACAGGGAAUAGGAGGAGAAGAGUCAACAAUAAGACAGAGGGGGUACAGGGUAUAGGAGGAGAAGAGUCAACAAUAAGACAGAGAGGGUAUAGCAGGGGGAAGAGUCAACAAUAAGACAGAGGGGGUACAGGGUAUAGGAGGAGAAGAGUCAACAAUAAGACAGAGAGGGUAUAGCAGGGGGAAGAGUCAACAAUAAUACAGAGGGGGUACAGGGUAUAGGAGGAGAAGAGUCAACAAUAAGACAGAGGGGGUACAGGGUAUAGGAGGAGAAGAGUCAACAAUAAGACAGAGAGGGUAUAGCAGGGGGAAGAGUCAACAAUAAGACAGAGGGGGUACAGGGUAUAGGAGGAGAAGAGUCAACAAUAAGACAGAGAGGGUAUAGCAGGGGGAAGAGUCAACAAUAAUACAGAGGGGGUACAGGGUAUAGGAGGAGAAGAGUCAACAAUAAGACAGAGGGGGUAUAGCAGGGGGAAGAGUCAACAAUAAUACAGAGGGGGUACAGGGUAUAGGAGGAGAAGAGUCAACAAUAAGACAGAGGGGGUACAGGGUAUAGGAGGAGAAGAGUCAACAAUAAGACAGAGGGGGUACAGGGUAUAGGAGGGGAAGAGUCAACAAUGAUACAGAGGGGGUACAGGGUAUAGGAGGGGGAAGAGUCAACAAUAAGACAGAGGGGGUACAGGGUAUAGGAGGGGAAGAGUCAACAAUAAUACAGAGGGGGUACAGGGUAUAGGAGGAGAAGAGUCAACAAUAAGACAGAGGGGGUACAGGGUAUAGGAGGGGAAGAGUCAACAAUAAGACAGAGGGGGUACAGGGUAUAGGAGGAGAAGAGUCAACAAUAAGACAGAGGGGGUACAGGGAAUAGGAGGAGAAGAGUCAACAAUAAGACAGAGGGGGUACAGGGUAUAGGAGGAGAAGAGUCAACAAUAAGACAGAGGGGGUACAGGGUAUAGGAGGAGAAGAGUCAACAAUAAGACAGAGGGGGUACAGGGUAUAGGAGGAGAAGAGUCAACAAUAAGAGGGUGAUAGGAGGAAGGCUCCAGGCAGAUAGAAAUGAUCACAACAUCACAGUGAGUCAGCUACUGUAGCGCACUAGUACUAAGCCAAGGUUGAAAAACUCUGGUAGCCUACUUCAUGGAGAACACGUGGUGCGGCCCCCACGUGUGGGGAAUCUUAGUGGUUGUUUACAUCACACCUCCUUGUGAUUGAUAAAUUGUAGAUUGUAGCUCAACAUUCAGUGUGCAUGCUAGUGGCUAACCUUAGCCAGCUUGAGACAGCUAACGCAGAGUAGAUUCUCCAUAUGACUUUGAGAAAUAGUGCAUUGUGGGUAGUUUAGAAAAUAUCCGGAAAUAAGUUAACACAUAUGUAAAAACCCCAAAACAUAACUAUGUUUGUAGUUAUAGGUAACCAGAUCGUGACUACAACUAAGUUACUAAGUCUUUGACCACACUGUGUUGUUACUUUGGUCAGUAAAAACUCAUGCUUCAUACCAAAGUUCCCUCUAAGCUACAUGGGGGGCGCGCAGCUCCCACUAGACUGCCGCGCAGAAGUAACAUCAGCCCGCGCAGAGAAGCACGAGAUUGAACUGAACUCAACUUUCUCGAGUUUUCCCCCCUUCGUUAACACUAUCAACGUUUCCCUUUACUGUGGGAAUUGUGAACGAAUCAACGUAAUAUUAGCCACUUGCAUUUCCUUCAUUGUUUCUGAUGGUAGGCCACUCUGGUAGGUCUACAUUAUGAUCAUCCACAGUAACCACUGUCUGAAACUGUAACUUAAAGCGGGUACAGCCUCAGUGUUCACAGUAAACGCGCGCUGGAAGUUGCACAGACAUUUUCACAAUAUUCAAGUUUGCGCUCAGCAGAACAGAAAUUUGCUCAGUGUGCGAAAAAGAAUUUGAGUAAACGUUGCUUCCUACGCUUUAAAUGUAAUUUCCGAUUGAGCUGACAUAUGCAGUGUUUACCGUGAUUGCAGUCUACUUGAAUGUGGGAAAAUUGCUUUUAAAUAUCAAUCCCUCGAUAACGCGGAUCUUCCGCCCUAGGAGUUGUGGUCAACGGUGAUGUAUUACAAAUACUUUGCUUUUGUUCAAAACAUGAAAUACAAAAACUUUUAUUCCAAAAACUUGUAUUGAAUUCCUAGUUUUGGUUGUAUUGAUUUCCUUGUGUGAUAAUGCACUUUGACUUGACUUCAUUUUCAUUUGAUUGUAUUUGUGUCGAUUCUCUGUUUCCCCAGAGUCAGGAAUCAGUUUCAGAACGCACGUGACAGAGUCAUGGAAAUCCCAGAUGAUAAAGGUUGAUUGAUUGAUUGAUUGUUUAGUUGAUUUAUUGCUGUGUUUGUUUGAUUAUUGAUUCAUUGAAUGGUUUGCUUGAUUAAUAAUUCAUUGGUUUGAUUGAUUGAUUGGUUUGUUUGAUUGAAUGAUUGAUUGAUUAAUUGGUUGAUUGAUUGAUUCCAGGGCUCCGUAAGGAGGCCACCCUGCCAGGUCUGAUGAGGCCAGGGGAAGGGGCUGUCUCCUUUAUAGAUCGUGUCCAGCCUAAGAGACGUCAG
Messenger RNA from Coregonus sp. 'balchen', 16826 nucleotides. The record is from the annotation of a GenBank genome assembly. Lineage: Eukaryota; Metazoa; Chordata; Actinopteri; Salmoniformes; Salmonidae.